AUGCUGGAAGUCAACAUCAAAAAAAACAUUGACGAGUAUAAGAAAGCCAUGAGCGAGAUGGAUGUAAAGACCUAUGCUCGUUUCCAGGUAACGUCAAUCGAAUUAACAGGCGGAAUAACCCUGCAAAAUAUGUCGUAUGAGCUAUUCGCGAAAAACAUCUGGUCCUACAUCAUGAACUACUACCCGGAUGGACCGAAACCAUUUGUCAAGAUGGACGUCUUCAUGUCAUUACUCACUCAUACAGCAUCAAUAUUUGAAAAGGAGCCAACUGUUCUCGAGCUCAGUGGUGAGAUCACGGUGAUGGGACCAAUUUAUGGCGAAGGUGAUUCUCUAAUCACACUGCUCUCACUAGUAGGAAUGCCACCACAGAAAAGCUAUGUGUUCCUUGGAUGCUACUUCGGGCUUGGCUUC
Molecule: messenger RNA, 411 nt
Organism: Cooperia oncophora
Lineage: Eukaryota; Metazoa; Nematoda; Chromadorea; Rhabditida; Trichostrongylidae
Source: the annotation of a GenBank genome assembly